AUGUCUCUUCCUACCAGAACCCUCGGCAGAAAUGGCCCCAAAGUCACCGGCGUUGGUCUCGGACUGAUGAGCAUUGGCGGUGUCUACGGUCCUAAAGGCACUGACGAAGAACGUUUCGCCUUGCUCGACAAGGCCCAUGAAAUUGGCGAGCACUUCUGGGACACAGCAGAUCUGUACUCUGACAGCGAAGAGCUUAUCGGUAAAUGGAUUCGCAAGAAUCCUGCCAAGGCCAAAGACAUCUUCUUAGCGACGAAGUUUGCUAUCACAAUGGGCGCUGACGGCUCUAUAAACCUGGAUUCCAGUCCCGAGUAUGUCAAGGCUGCGUGCCAAAGAAGUCUCGACAAGCUGGGCGUUGAGACAAUUGACCUGUAUUAUUGUCACCGGGUUGAUGGGAAGACACCCAUUGAGAAGACUAUUGAAGCGAUGGUAGAAUUGAAGAAGGAGGGAAAAAUUUGCUACCUCGGCAUCAGCGAAGUCAGUGCUGAUACCCUUCGACGAGCACACGCAGUGCAUCCCAUCUCCGCCCUGCAAGUCGAAUACAGUGCCUUCGCUCUGGACAUUGAAGAUCCCAAGAUCGACUUGCUCCGAACAUGCCGGGAGCUGGGGAUUGCAGUCGUUGCAUACAGCCCCAUCGGCCGCGGAAUUCUGACAGGACGGUACAAGUCCCACGAGGAUCUCGGUCAUGAGCCGUUUCUCGCUGCCUUGCCGCGAUACUUUCCAGAAAACUUCCCGAAAAUCUUGGAUCUGAUUGAAACCUUCAAGACAGUUGCAACACGCAAGGGAUGCACACCUGUGCAGCUGGCCAUUGCGUGGUUGAUGGCUCGCGGGGACAAUAUCAUUCCGAUUCCUGGGACAAGGAGUACCAAGUACCUUGCGGAGAAUGUGGGCGCUAUUCAUGUCAAGAUCACGGACGAAGAACAGGAGCAGAUUAACGAAGUUGUUCAGAAUAGCGUCCUGCAGGGUGAUCGUUAUCCUCAGGGUGUGCCGACGAGUUUCGCCCUGGGCGAUACACCACCUCUAUGA
This is a messenger RNA of Aspergillus affinis, 1023 nucleotides long. RefSeq names its product putative aldo/keto reductase. Lineage: Eukaryota; Fungi; Ascomycota; Eurotiomycetes; Eurotiales; Aspergillaceae. Gene Ontology annotation, cellular component: cytoplasm. The transcript is spliced from 3 exons. The coding region runs from base 1 to 1023 and encodes 340 amino acids. The record is from RefSeq and is a predicted model, not a curated record.